GACCCCGCGGCCCGCGAGCUGGCCAAGUACGGGCUGCCGGGGCUGGCGCAGCUCAAGAGCCGCGAGUCUUACGUGCUGUGCUACGACCCGCGCACCCGCGGCGCGCUCUGGGUGGUGGAGCAGCUGCGGCCCGAGCGGCUCCGUGGCGACGGCGACCGCCGCUCGUGCGACUUCCGCGAGGACGACUCGGUGCACGCGUACCACCGCGCCACCAACGCCGACUACCGCGGCAGCGGCUUCGACCGCGGCCACCUCGCCGCCGCCGCCAACCACCGCUGGAGCCAGAAGGCCAUGGAGGACACCUUCUACCUGAGCAACGUCGCGCCCCAGGUGCCCCAUCUCAACCAGAAUGCCUGGAACAACCUGGAAAAGUACAGCCGCAGCUUGACCCGCACCUACCAAAAUGUCUAUGUAUGCACGGGGCCACUCUUCCUGCCCAGGACGGAGGCUGACGGCAAGUCCUAUGUGAAGUACCAGGUCAUCGGCAAGAACCACGUGGCAGUGCCCACCCACUUCUUCAAGGUGCUGAUCCUGGAGGCAGCAGGCGGGCAGAUCGAACUCCGCUCCUACGUGAUGCCCAAUGCUCCUGUGGACGAGGCGGUCCCGCUGGAGCACUUCCUGGUGCCCAUCGAGAGCAUUGAGCGGGCCUCGGGACUGCUCUUUGUGCCAAAUAUUCUGGCGCGGGCAGGCAACCUCAAGGCCAUCACUGCAGGCUGCAAGUGAAGGCUGUACCCUGCCAGACUGGGGGCUGGGUCGCAUUAAAGGUGGUGAUUUUUGGAGA
Ailuropoda melanoleuca (giant panda) is the source of this 781-nucleotide messenger RNA. RefSeq names its product endonuclease G (gene ENDOG). Gene Ontology annotation, molecular function: nucleic acid binding; single-stranded DNA endonuclease activity; metal ion binding. Gene Ontology annotation, cellular component: nucleus; mitochondrial inner membrane. The transcript has 3 exons. Gene Ontology annotation, biological process: apoptotic DNA fragmentation. NCBI's taxonomy places the organism in Eukaryota, Metazoa, Chordata, Mammalia, Carnivora, Ursidae. The record is from RefSeq and is a predicted model, not a curated record. The annotation marks the transcript as partial.